CGGCUUCCAAAUUUUACAAAAACAUUUUGAGAGAGCACCAAGUUGAUAAAGCCAACAGUGCACAAAAAACUGAAAAAUAUAAAAAAAAAUUCUAUUGUAACUUCCUGCUGAGAGAAACAGGAAAAUAAAUUGUUAACUGCAGAGUGAUAAACAAGUUAUACUCAAUCCUGCAAACUUUUUUCGUAAACAUUCUGUAUAAGGAAGGGCUAUUUAUCAAAAAUAGAAAAAUGAAACUCCAAACAGUUUUCUUAUUAACACUUCUCUUCCUCGUCAAAAGCGACGAUUCCGAAAACCUGCAGUACAUCUACGACGAGCUCAGCGCCGUCUACGGCCAAUACAGCAACAAAACCUUCUUCCUCACCCCCGACCAAUGGGCAGAAUGGACCCUCCCCAAAGACCCCGGCAAGCGGGAAUCCCCUAAAUCCGGCUACGAUUUCAUCGUCGUCGGCUCUGGUUCAUCGGGUGCUGUGAUUGCCAACCGUCUCUCCGAAAACCCCAACUGGGAAGUCCUCCUCCUCGAAGCCGGUAAAGGCGAAAACUUCUUCAGCCAAAUACCCCUAGUGUGCCCCACCCUCGCCUUCACCCACUACAACUGGGACUUCAUCGCCGAAUACCAACCCAACGUAUCGUUCGGCUUCGAAAACAACCGAAUGAGAUGGCCAAGGGGCCGGGCUUUGGGCGGGACCUCCGUGAUCAAUUUCAUGAUUUACACACGGGGGAAUCGACACGAUUACGACCGGUGGGCGGGACAAGGCAAUCCGGGGUGGUCCUACAGAGACGUGCUCCCUUACUUCAUCAAAUCGGAACGCUCCACGUUGAAUAACCCCCACCCCGGCGUCCACGGAACCAAUGGCUACUUGGGCGUGUCCGACAUCUACCAAUCAGAGAUCUUGCGGGCGUUUAUCGAAGGCGGGAACGAACUAGGCCUGCCUUAUUUCGACUACAACGCCAAUGAAAAAUCGUUUGGGGUGUCGCCAAUACAAGCGACUGUAAAACGUGGGCGGAGACACACCACAGCUCGCGCCUUCCUCCAUCCAAUCAGACACCGGAAAAACUUACACAUGCUCACUAGUGCUUUCGUCACCAAGGUCUUAAUUGACCCAAACACGCGGCAAACUUAUGGAGUUGAAUUCUCCCGAUUUGGGAGGAAAUAUCAAGUUACGGCCUCCAAGGAGGUUAUAUUAUCAGCAGGGACGUUCAAUUCGCCCAAAUUAUUAAUGUUGGCCGGGAUUGGUCCACGUGACCACUUGGCCGAAAUGGGGAUUCCCCUCCUGGAGGAUUUACCAGUGGGGCAAAACCUCCACGACCACUUGACCUACCCGGGAUUAAGCUUCAUUAUCGAUAAACCCCUCUCCCUGUCCGUCCUCCACCUAAUUAACCCCAAAAACAUAAUCGAUUUCCUCUUCAACGGCACUGGCCCUUACACCAGUCUGGGCGGAGUCGGUGGGAUUGGCUACAUAAAAACAAAAGAAUCGCUCGAAGUUGAGGACAUCCCCGAUAUCGAACUACUGUUCCUUGAUGGCUCCCUUAGCACCGACUACGGCCUAUGGAACCGCCGUUGGAUGAACAUCCGUGACGACGUUUACUACCCCGUCUACGGCCCCACCCACAACAUCCCCACCUGGACCAUCUUCCCCAUGUUGCUCCACCCCAAAUCCACCGGUUACCUCAAACUCAAAUCGCGCAACCCCCGCGACUACCCCCUCCUCUACGGCAACUACUUCACAGACCCCGCCCAACAAGACCUCAAAACAAUGCUAGCCGCCAUCCGCUACAUCCAAAAACUGGCCAACACUCGACCGUUUCAAGAAAUGGGAACGCGGAUGAAUCCGAAUCCGAUUCCGGUAUGUGCACACUUGAUUUUCGACAGCGACGCCUACUGGAUGUGCGCCAUAAGGGCUAUAAGUGUGACACUGCACCAUCAAGUAGGCACGGCGAAAAUGGGGCCGAAGGAUGAUCCCACAGCGGUGGUCAACCACGAGUUGAAAGUGUACGGGGUCAAGGGGUUGCGGGUUGCCGAUUGUAGUGUGAUUCCGUUUGCACUAGGAGCGCAUACGAACGCACCUGCGAUUAUGGUGGGGGAAAAGGCGGCAGAUUUGAUUAAGGCGGAUUGGGAGAAGGUGGCACGAUGAGGGUGGUUUUGACAGAGGUGUCAGAAAUGGGAGAGUUGUCCAGUUUAAUGGACGUUGACCAAAGCCAAAAUGUAAAUUUUUACAAAUAAAGAUUCAAUUAGU
This is a messenger RNA of Tribolium castaneum (red flour beetle), 2234 nucleotides long. Its product is annotated as glucose dehydrogenase [FAD, quinone]. The transcript has 4 exons. The record is from RefSeq and is a predicted model, not a curated record. Bases 228 to 2132 code for a protein of 634 amino acids. Gene Ontology annotation, molecular function: oxidoreductase activity, acting on CH-OH group of donors; flavin adenine dinucleotide binding. NCBI's taxonomy places the organism in Eukaryota, Metazoa, Arthropoda, Insecta, Coleoptera, Tenebrionidae.